Oryzias melastigma (Indian medaka) is the source of this 1664-nucleotide messenger RNA. RefSeq names its product intraflagellar transport protein 56. The record is from RefSeq and is a predicted model, not a curated record. NCBI's taxonomy places the organism in Eukaryota, Metazoa, Chordata, Actinopteri, Beloniformes, Adrianichthyidae. Gene Ontology annotation, biological process: intraciliary transport involved in cilium assembly; intraciliary anterograde transport. Gene Ontology annotation, cellular component: intraciliary transport particle B; ciliary base; ciliary basal body. Gene Ontology annotation, molecular function: protein binding; intraciliary transport particle B binding.
AACAAUAUAGAUCAAUGACACCCUUCAUACACCAGGAGGAGUUAUAGGCUGAAAUUGGGGAGGACAUAUAACUGGUUAGAUAUAUUACAAAAGUUAUUACUGUUAAACAAAACUAGCGACUUAUUUAUUUUAGUCCCAUUUUAACUAUGCUCUAAUUUAGUUAAAACAGUCUCUUGUCAAGCCAUGAGUUGAAAAAGGAGUGGCUUCGUGUUGCUAAGCAACGUAGUAUAAACCCCAGAUGAGUCAAGUUCCGCUUACUACAUUAAUUCUUUUCCGGUCUAGCCACUUUGGCGUGGAAAAUAAAUGUCUUUACAAGAGUGAAAGAUUCCCUCACUUAAGAUUUUUAAGAGACAAAUAAUAAUUAGUCGUUUUUAAAAUAUGCAUAUAAUGUAUCUUUGUAAAGAUUUAGCAUAAUUUAGAUGUGAGACUUUUUUAAAAUAAGGUUUUGAUGCCAUUAUUUUGAAAAUCAGCUACAGGAAAUAGAUUCAACAGUGGCUGCUCCUCUGGAACGAUACGGGUGUUUUAGCAUCUUAUCUCUUGAAACAGAAGGAAAUGGGAGAGUCUACAAUUAAAUUUUGUUCUUAAAAAUUUACAUUGCACUAGUCCCGUUACUCUUCUUUGCUCAAAGCGGGUAAAACCAGACAAAGUACGUUAAAAAACAAACAAACAAACAAAUAAAGCUAAAUGAAGCUAGCUAACAGUUGCCUAGGGUAGCAAUAAACAAACCUGCAAAAGCUAACAUCUGCGGGACAAACUAGCAAAAAUGAUCCUCUCGCGCGUGAAGCCUGCCAUCGGAGGAGAGUCUGCGCGGAGCAUCAGCGAGAAGAAAAGGAAAAACAAAAACAAGAUUCCCAGUUUGGAGGAGUACCUGCAGCAGAGAGACUACCUGGGAGCUCUGACACUGUUGGAGUUUCACAAAAGGAUUGGAGAAAAGGACGAGCAUGCAGACCUCUGGAUCGGCUACUGCGCCUUUCACUUGGGGGAUUACAAGAGAGCGAUGGAGGAGUACCGAGCUCUCACCAUGAAACCGGACUGUCCUGCUGAAGUCUGGGUCUACUUGGCCUGCACCUUGUUCUUCCUCGGCCUUUAUAAGGAAGCGGAGGACGCCGCAUCCAAGGCCCCCAAGUCGCCGCUCCAAAACCGGCUGCUGUUUCACUUGGCUCACAAGUUUAACGAGGAAGAGAAGCUGAUGGGUUUCCACCAGAACCUGGAGGAUGUGACCGAGGACCAGCUGAGUCUGGCAUCCAUCCACUACAUGCGCUCGCACUACCAGGAAGCGAUAGACAUCUACAAACGCCUUCUGCUGCAGAACAAAGACUUCCUGGCUCUGCACGUGUACGUGGCUCUGUGCUACUACAAGCUGGAUUACUACGACAUCUCCCAGGACGUGCUGGCCGUGUACCUGCAGAGCAUCCCCGACUCCACCAUCGCUCUCAACCUCAAAGCCUGCAACCACUUCAGGCUUUACAACGGCAAAGAAGCCGAGAGCGAGCUGAAGCACCUCAUCGACAUCUCCUCCUGCUCCUUCGAGUUUGCCAAAGAGCUCAUCCAGCACAACCUGGUGGUGUUUCGGGGAGGGGAGGGCGCGCUGCAGAAGUUACCUCCUUUGAUCGAUGUGAUCCCCGAAGCCAGACUGAACCUGGUCAUCUACUAUUUGAGACGAG